Molecule: messenger RNA, 2728 nt
Organism: Talaromyces proteolyticus
Lineage: Eukaryota; Fungi; Ascomycota; Eurotiomycetes; Eurotiales; Trichocomaceae
Exons: 9
Coding region: 375-2282 (635 amino acids)
Biological process (GO): protein transport to vacuole involved in ubiquitin-dependent protein catabolic process via the multivesicular body sorting pathway
Cellular component (GO): ESCRT-0 complex
Molecular function (GO): phosphatidylinositol binding; ubiquitin binding
Source: RefSeq, a predicted model, not a curated record
GCUCCUACUAGUGGCUGUGCGCUUGCUCCUGCCCGCACCUGAUUAGGUUGCAGCAUUUCGAGCCCGUCAUAAUCAUAACAGCACAUAACAGCACCCUUCUCCUGAUCUCGCAUUUGACAGACACUGGGCUCGAAUCAUAACCCUGAUACCGAAAUUACACACAGUACUCUCACUUCCCCGAUUCCAUCUUGACCGAUUGCGCUGUUGUCAAGCGACCACCCAUACCAACAGCGCCGCGCCCCGUUGCCAACCUAGCCUGAGCUACCAACCACGGCUUCUCAUUUCGAAGGGUAGCAAAGUCUGGCGGAGAUACUGCAGAGGUCCUAUCAAGAGUUCAUAUCGACCCCGGCAGUUGGUGGAGAUAGCUCAAGAUCAUGUUUCGCGCACAGCAAAAUGCCUUUGACGACGCCGUCGCCAAGGCGACGGAUGAGAACCUGACCUCGGAGAACUGGGAAUUUAUUCUGGAUGUUUGCGAUAAAGUUAAUAAUGAAGAUUCAGGGGCCAAAGAUGCGGUUGCGGCUUUGAUCAAGAGGCUUGCGCAUCGCAACGCCAAUGUACAGCUUUAUACACUCGAGUUGGCGAAUGCCCUGGCGCAAAACUGUGGACUAAAGAUACACCGCGAGCUGGCUUCACGAAGCUUUACAGAAGCUUUGUUGCGUUUAGCGAACGACCGAAACACACACCAGCAAGUGAAGUCGAAAAUACUAGAGGGCAUGGAAGAAUGGACCGAAAUGUUCUCUAGCAGCCCCGACUUUGGCAUCAUGGAGCAAGCUUAUAUGAAACUGAAAACCACAAACCCGAAUAUACAGGCCCCUUCGAAACCAACAAAGCGUCAAAUCACGGAACUUGACCGACAAAAGGAAGAGGAGGAGCUUCAAAUGGCCCUUGCCUUAUCGAUCAAAGACAAACCAACGAUCGAGUCAAGUGUCACAGCCGGUCCCAGCUCUGCUGCUGCAGCUUCAGCUACCAAUCAGUCACAAUCAGUCGCCGAACCAGCUCAGUCGGUUUCUCAGGGCAUCCCACCUGGAACAACAGCAGCGACGGUUUCAAGAGUCAGAGCCCUGUUCGAUUUCCAACCUUCUGAACCAGGGGAGCUUCAGUUUAGGAAAGGCGAUGUUAUUGCCGUGUUGGAGUCAGUAUACAAAGACUGGUGGAAAGGCUCCCUACGCGGCCAAACGGGAAUUUUUCCUUUGAACUACGUUGAGAAGCUUCCCGAUCCAACGCCAGAAGACUUACAGCGUGAAGCACACAUGGAAGCGGAAGUGUUUGGACAGAUCAAAAAUGUAGAGAAGCUUUUGACGUUGCUUAGUACUAGCAGCUCCGAGUUGAAUGUUCAAGAUAACGAAGAAAUUACGACCCUCUACCACUCUACUUUAGCCAUCCGGCCAAAGCUGAUCGAGCUUAUCGGCAAAUAUUCUCAAAAGAAAGAUGAAUUUACGCAGCUUAAUGAAAAGUUUAUUAAAGCACGACGAGAUUACGAAUCCCUGCUUGAGGCUUCAAUGUCUCACCCAGCUCAACCCCAGUAUGGUCGACCACCUCAACAGGCUUAUGGUUAUCCACCAGGAGGAGCACCGCCAGGGUAUCCUCCAAGCCAUCCAACCCCUGCACCAGUCGAUCCUCAACAGUACUACAACGCUCGACCACAAGAAUCUCAAACCCCUCAACCCACCCAACUCAAUGGUCCAGGUUAUUAUUCUGGGGAGCCUGCACACCCUUACCCGCAGACUUCCCAAUCCCCUGAUCCACGCAACCAGACACCAACAGGCAACCGGCCUUUUCAGCAACAGCAACAACCACAGCCACAGUCACAACCCCCAGAUUCUUACCAGCCUGUGCAUCACCGUCCCCAGUCAACUUACGAACACCCUCAAGAGCUAGGAACAUCCGUAUACGAUUCACCUCUGGAACAACGUUAUUCAUAUGCUCCAGCUGGCGUGCCUCCACAGCAAGCUCCACAAGGACAAGUGCAGCCUUUCCAGCAACAACCACAACCAGGCAACGAACCAUCUCCAUCAGUAUAUUCUCCAGACGACCAACGCCCUGGUGCGCACCAGUUCCCACCCUCACAGCCUCAGCAACACGCUCCACAACCACCAUAUCCCACCGCAGCAGCAACACAUCAACCACCACCAACCCAGCAGCCACCCGUCAUCCCCUCAACCAGCCCUCAAUCUACACCGUAUCCAACACUAAACGCAGGACAACCAAGUCCUGGAUAUAACGCUUACCAGCCACCACACGCCAACUCGGUAAAUUCAAACCCAGCCUCAUUUUACCGAUGAAACCAUCCCAAAACACAACCACGACAAUGAUUACUGUGUAUCUGUUAUUUCCAUCCAGCAAAGCUAGCCCGUGCUUGAAUCGAGACCUGCACUUUUCCACCUUGUUUGCUUAUCUUGGGAUGUGCUGAGUGAGCAUCGUGCAUGCAUUUUUAUGUUAGGGAAGCUAUUAUUUUCAUUUCAUGAAAGUUUAGUAGUCAUCUAUUAUGAUAUUCUUUUCUCCUUUUUAUUUGUAUGUUGGUUUGUUUUAGGUUGUUGGUUGGGUGACAUGGCAGAUAUUUGUCCCUGGCUGUUUCUGUCGUUUUUUAAUGUUGUUGGUUGUUGGUUGUUUGCAAGCGAUGUAGUUAAAGACAAAACAAUCGACUCCUGUGAAGCGAAUAUAUACCAGUUGAACAAAGCCAGCGUCAGGUUAAUGCUGAAAAUGAGUACAAGCAAUCCAUAUCAUGAAG